Molecule: messenger RNA, 1010 nt
Organism: Hyposmocoma kahamanoa
Lineage: Eukaryota; Metazoa; Arthropoda; Insecta; Lepidoptera; Cosmopterigidae
Exons: 3
Coding region: 6-1010 (334 amino acids)
Cellular component (GO): nucleoplasm
Molecular function (GO): nucleic acid binding
Source: RefSeq, a predicted model, not a curated record
UGAAAAUGUCUGCUGAUCCCGAAGAUAAAAUUAUUCUGCCUCAUCAUCAGCAGCAGGAAUUGUGUAGCACGCGACUGCCAUAUAGGCAAGGUCGAAAACUCACUGCUGUAAAGGUUUACACAGUGAACAAUGAAUCAAACCAUCUCUUAAUCUUCAACGUGCCAUCGCUGAACCUGCGUCAAGAAACUAAAUCCCUCUUCACCAAAUUUGGCAAGUUAAUUUCUUUCACCAUGACCCCUAAACACACAAUCGAGUCAUUCACCGAAACAUAUCACGCAGUGUUUGACAGUAUUCAAUCAGCUCGAUUAGCUAAAAAAAUGCUCGACACAAAGAAUUUCUACGGGGGUUCAUUACAUGUAUGCUACGCUCCUGAAUUUGAAAGUUUAAGCCAAACUAGACAGAAAAUUUGGCAACGGCAACGGGAAAUCAUGUUUCGAUUGAACAAUUUGCAAAAGGAAAAGGAAGAAAAGAAAGAUAGUCAAACACCGCUAGCCAAAAAUAACGAUAAUAAAGCUAUAGUAACAAACAAGAAGACAGAUCAAGUAACAGAUAGAAUAGACAUUGUAAAAGUAAAUAUGGGCGAGAUUAAUACUAUUGGUAUUAAAAAGCAGAUAGCACAUGUUAUUUACAAAGAUGAAGGUAAAAGAAAGAUAGAAAAAGACACUUUUGUUCUUGAAAAAAGAUUUAAACCUUGUUUUGUUAAAGAUCAAGUUGUAAAUAAUAAAAAUAUUGGUGAAAGUAGUACAGUAACUUCUGAUAAUAAUGAUUAUAGAAUUAGUAAUGAAAAUAAUUUGUUACUUGAUUAUUCUAAAGAGGAAUCAAUUAAACGGUUGAUAAGUGAUUCAAAAGUAACAGAAAAUAGCAAUAAAUUAUAUCAUAUUCCGAGAGAUAAAGAUAUAGACGUAAUAGAUUUUACAUCAACGGACAAAGAGACUAUUAGCAAUAUAAAUGAAGCAUUGAAUUACAACAAAUUCGCCGAUAUCAACUGUUGCUUGCCAGAUAAACCGUGA